This is a messenger RNA of Varroa destructor (honeybee mite), 927 nucleotides long. Its product is annotated as PIH1 domain-containing protein 1-like. Lineage: Eukaryota; Metazoa; Arthropoda; Arachnida; Mesostigmata; Varroidae. Gene Ontology annotation, biological process: rRNA processing; box C/D snoRNP assembly. Gene Ontology annotation, cellular component: cytoplasm; R2TP complex; ribonucleoprotein complex. The record is from RefSeq and is a predicted model, not a curated record.
AUGACAACGUUCCUUGACGCCCCCUCGACGUCAUCGACGUUCCCGAUGCUUUCGAAUCUCGUACCCGAAGACGAGCAAAAUCGCGAGAUUCGCGAAGCGUUUGAUUCUGCAAUGGCUGUAUUGGCAGACAAGCCGAAGCUUUGCAACCCUUCAAAAGGAUUAUGUAUAAAAUUUCGCCGGUUUGACUCAGAUCAGAAGGCUUUCAUAAAUCUCUGUCACACAGAGGAAAUUCCUUCCCCCAAAGAGCUUUCCGAAGGGGAACUGGCCCGUAUUCUUGAAAGUGAUAAUUUUACAGCGUAUCGGGUUCCACUUAGUCUUGGACUUCCCCACGACGAGCAAGAUAAGAGUGGUAAACCCAGUAUGGCGUACGACGUUAUUAUCAACUCAAAGUUUUUUUGCAAGGUUGCAGAAAGCGAGCUGUUUCGAACGUUUGUGAUUCUGUUAGCUGUUCAAGGUGUUGAAGACAAGUACAACAUUCAACUGUCAAGAGAAAAUUACGUUAUUCUGCAGAAUAAGAAAUAUUGGGGCACAAUGCCCGAACAUUAUAUUCAAAACAGAGGAACUGCAAAGCCAGGUCCGCUCAUCGACGAAAUCGAAACAAUGCCACCACCGAAUUCAUCUUUAGCAAAGUAUAGUUUGGCCUCUACGGCAGCUAACGUUGAUCCUAGAGUGCGAUUAAGUCGUGUACAAAAGCCCGGGAGAACUGCGGAGCAUCUGGUAGCUGAGAUAAAACUCGCUGAUCUACAUUCCGUAAAAGACAUUUCGUUAGACCUGGCUAAGGAUCGCAUUCUACUUCAAAAGAGUGCUUCGGGUGAAGUCGAACUUGACCUGUAUUUACCGUUGCAACUCAAUGUGGAAUCCGCCCGUGCACAAUUUGAUUAUAAAACUCGAGCCCUAAGAAUUGAUGCACCAAUCCUUUGUAAUUAG